AUUAUUCAUUGUAGGUAUAUCAUUUUAUAUCAAUAAUUAUUCUCAUAUGAUACAUCUACAAUAAUUAAUUAUUGUAGAGAUCAAGGUUUUCUAACGUUCAUGUCAUAUUGACAAGUUUACUUGCGAACAAAUGAGGCCGUCACAGUCUUUGUCCAUAUUUGUCAAAAUUGUAGUGAAAUGGAGGAACUUUUCCAUUCAAUCACGAAGAUAUUAGCGCACAACAUUGUUGUGCAUGUUUAUUCACUGCCAAAUUUCUCAAUAGAAAGCUUCAUCACCUCGCUCAUCUGUGUUGUCCACAUCUUAUUAAUCAUGGAAGUUAAUUCGCUGGUCUCCCAUAUAACAGAAAAAUCCAUUGCAAAAUUGAGACGACAAAGAAUAAUGAGAGACGACAGCAAGCCAAACUCCAGUAUAUCACUUCAAAGUGGAGAUACCCAUGUGAAGAUGCAACACCACCUCCGAAAAUACUAUGAGAAUCACUCGCCUUUCAUCCCGCCAAACUACAGCACGAAGAAAUUGACAAAAAUACCCGAAAUGCAAAGUUCCGACUAUAAUUGGAUACCGACGACGGUGGAAGAGGAAAAAUACGAAAAAAUAGAUCAGAUCCUAUCGGUAUCUCCAAGCGAUUACAUAAAGAAGGACAAGGAGAAGAAAAUACACGAGAAUGAACUCAGGCAUUGUCUCAAAUCCCUCACUACCCUCUUGGAAUGCAGUGUAGCAUCAAGAAUGUCCACAACAAGUCUAGCCAAAAGCAUCAGCAUCAUAAGGGAUCACCUGAAGACUACAGGUUCGAAUGAAAAUAUUGCGGAAAGUAACAAAAAAGCAACUGAAAAUAACAGGAAAACGACAGAUAGUUUGUUUGAUAUGAUGGAACGUUCUUUAACCCAGAGUGCGAAAGAAGACGGGGUGACAUCGCAUGGUGAUAGGGCUCGUAGGUCAAGUCUUGAGGGCAAUUUCUCAAUAUACAGUUCUCCAAGUGAUACUAGCGCAGAGGCCGAUUUAGAUUCCCAAUCUAAUAUAACGGAAGUCAAGUAGAAGAGAGCGCUGAACAUUAGAUUUGAAAAGUUGUAAAAUAAAACAUAUUAACGGACCUUA
This is a messenger RNA of Coccinella septempunctata (seven-spotted ladybird), 1092 nucleotides long. RefSeq lists its product as uncharacterized. Lineage: Eukaryota; Metazoa; Arthropoda; Insecta; Coleoptera; Coccinellidae. The transcript is spliced from 2 exons. The coding region runs from base 178 to 1032 and encodes 284 amino acids. The record is from RefSeq and is a predicted model, not a curated record.